Molecule: messenger RNA, 1462 nt
Organism: Myotis lucifugus (little brown bat)
Lineage: Eukaryota; Metazoa; Chordata; Mammalia; Chiroptera; Vespertilionidae
Product: 60S ribosomal protein L35a-like
Exons: 2
Coding region: 1130-1462 (110 amino acids)
Biological process (GO): ribosomal large subunit biogenesis; cytoplasmic translation
Cellular component (GO): cytosolic large ribosomal subunit; ribosome
Molecular function (GO): structural constituent of ribosome
Source: RefSeq, a predicted model, not a curated record
UGGCUCUGGGGUGGUGGUGCUUUUCAUAUAAACGUGAACUGAUUACUAGGCCUGGGUCCAUGCAGGCUGUGGGCGUCUUACUUUGGCCCGUAGACCAGCAGCCCCAGCCCAACAGGAUCUGGCCCAGGGCUCCCACCCCACAAGCACUGUCUGAGGUUGGAUGACCAGGGCCUCCCAGUUUUCCCAGGACUGUCCCUGUCCCUCGUUUAGCACUGAAAGUCUCCUGUCUUGGGAAACCCCUCAGCUUGCAGGCACACCGGGCCCUUGGUCACCCUGGUCUGAGAUUCUGACUUGUCAGCUGGCAGGCCAUGCAGUGGGAUCACCCUGCAGGGCCACCCAGAGCUCAGGUGAUUGGGCAGUUGGGAAAGGGGUAGGAGGUUGCAACAUUGGCCCAUAACCUCCUGCUGUGAUGGGAGACGAUAGAAACAUCUAAAUUCCAUGGACAGACACUCAUCUAGAAUCACAACUCACAGGACAGACAUGAAGGCCUCUUCCUCUGCCAGCACAUAGCAGGUCACCAACCCCAUGCUGUCCCCAGGAUGUCUCCUCUCAAGUCCUUCCACAGUCCCAGGACCGACUCCAUCCCGAUUGGCUCUGCUGACCAGGCCUGGACACCUGGCCUCUCCCUUCGGUCAUGGUUGUCUCUCCAAGACUCACAUGUGGCCCUGGCCCUCCCAGGCUCAGAAUUUGGGUGACUUCCUAGCGCCCUCAGCAGCAUUUCCUGAAGUUCAGUCACUGGAGUACAACCUUUGUGACUUUUGCGUUUUCUGCAUCGUGCCUUGUACCUUCAUUUCUUAGUGUUUUCCUUCAAAUGGCUUGCUUUUAAAUGUAGUUUACAAGGAAACUUUAUAUCACCUCUGUAAGCAGAAAGCCAGUUGUUCUGCAUAGAAGAUAAUCAUAAAACCAAAACAUAAUGUAACGGAAUUUUUGGUGGUUGCAGUGCCUGCUGAGAGCAGUCGCUUUGAGGCCUAUGAGGAUCAUAGGUGUUAGGUAUUAAAAGUGGAGACUUUGCCUUGAUGAGAUGAAAAGCUUGAAGGAGAACUGAAAAGGGAAUAACAUUGCCUUCUUCUUUGCGACAUCUCGGAGCCUGUGGAGGCCUGAUGGGAGCAGGGCUUCUGUAACAACACAUAUGUCUGGAAGGCUGUGGUCCAAGGCCACUUUUGUUGGCUCUAAGCAGGGUCUCCAGGACCAGAGGGAGCACACAGCUCUUCUUAAAAUUAAAGGUGCUUAUGGUCAACAUGAAACUGAAGUCUAUCUAGGCAAGAGAUGUGCUUAUGUGUACAAAGCAAAGAACAAGACAGUGACUCCUGGUGGCAAAAGGAGCAAAACCAGAGUAAUCUGGGGAAAGGAAACUUGUGCUUAUGGAAACAGUGGCAUGGUUCGUGCUAAAUUCCAAAGCAACCUUCCCACUAAGGCCAUUGGACACAGUAUCCAUGUAAUACUGCACCCCUCAAGAAUUUAA